Molecule: messenger RNA, 1365 nt
Organism: Rotaria socialis
Lineage: Eukaryota; Metazoa; Rotifera; Eurotatoria; Philodinida; Philodinidae
Source: the annotation of a GenBank genome assembly
AUGGUCGUAACACUAUUACAACAACAAAAAUCAUACGAAUAUGAACAUUUACCAAAAAUAAAAUUUUCCGAAGAAAAAUCAAUCUCAAAACAAACAACAACAACAAUGGCAAUAAUAUCUAAUUUUCAAAAUUCAAUACCUACUUUAACACAAGAAUUUGAACUUCCAUCGAAACCAAUAUCAGGCUAUUGUCGUGUUAAAUUAAUUCGUUCACAAAUAUGUAAUUCUGAUCGACGUGUUUUAGCUGGAACAAAACAAUCGACAAUAAAUCAAUCAACUGUUUUAGGUCAUGAAGGUAUUGGAAUUAUUGAAGAAUUAUCAAAUAAUAAUAAACAAAAUGAUUUAAAAAUUGGUGAUUUAGUUGUUCUUGGUCCACAUUUUGUUGAAGAAAAUGAUAUUUAUUUAAAAAGAGGUUUACCAAAUCUUAGUUGUCAAAUGAAACAUAUGGGAAUUCAUAUAAAUGGAGUAUUUGCAAAUAAAAUGGAUUUUCCUGAAUAUACAUUAAAUAAAAUUAUUGGUGCAAAUGAAAUUAUUCAACAAACAACUAAUCUAAAUGAUUAUUAUGAUCAAAUGGUUUUAAUUGAACCGUUAGCUUGUGUUCAACGUGGUUAUAAAUUAUUAGAAAAACAAAAUAAUUUUAAUAUAAAAACUAUAAAGAAUGUUCUUAUUCUUGGUGCUGGUCCAAUGGGUAUUAUUCAUGCAAUACAUAUUCAAAAAAUUUAUCCUAAUUUACAUAUUACUAUAACUGAUAUUGAUCCAAUUCGACGAAAAUUAGCAAAACAUAUAAGAAAUUUAAAAAUAAAUGUUGUUGAUGAAGAUUAUUUUAAUAAUGAUAUUGAAUAUGAUUUAAUUAUUGUUGCUACAAGUAAUAGAAAAGCAAAUACUAUUGAUUCUAUUCGAUUAAUUAAAAAUAAUGGUUUUAUUCUUUUAUUUUCGGGUAUUGAUAUGAAAGAAACUGAUUCAAGACCUAUUAUAGGUGGAAUUGAUAUUGAAACUAUUCAUCGAUAUGAAUAUAGUGUUCAGUUAAUUAAUUAUAAUAUUAAACCAAAUGGAAUAAAAACUAAAUCAAUCUAUUUUAUUGGAACAUCUGGAUAUGUUAAAGAAGAUUUUCAUACAUCAAUUCAAGAAUUACAUGAUGAUUUUAUACUUGAUACACAAUUUCGUUUAUAUAAAAAUGUAAUAACAUCUAUGAUAAAUAAACUCAAUGGAUAUAUUGUACAUGAUUUAACUGGUAUAUUUCAUGAUAUUACAUAUAAUGUACCAGCAAUUAUUCCAUUAUUACAACUCUAUAAUGAAGAUGAAACAUAUACUGAUAAUAGUCAUUUUAAUGUUCAUAAUCAUCUCAAAAUUCUCAUUCGACAUUAA